Messenger RNA from Zingiber officinale, 1577 nucleotides. RefSeq names its product S-type anion channel SLAH4-like. Gene Ontology annotation, cellular component: membrane. Gene Ontology annotation, molecular function: voltage-gated monoatomic anion channel activity. Lineage: Eukaryota; Viridiplantae; Streptophyta; Magnoliopsida; Zingiberales; Zingiberaceae. The record is from RefSeq and is a predicted model, not a curated record. The coding region runs from base 168 to 1457 and encodes 429 amino acids. The transcript is spliced from 3 exons. Gene Ontology annotation, biological process: intracellular monoatomic ion homeostasis; transmembrane transport.
AGGCGGCACGUGCCACACACCUUGUGGACUUCAUAUUUGUCGUCACUGCCCAAAAUACCCUGAAACUUUUCUUUAAUAACUUUGGUCACCGGCGAACUGCCACCGGCGGCCACUAUACUUCGCUGAAGCAGCUUCUUUUCCUGCUUCCUUCUGCGGCAUCAGCACAUAUGCAGCUUGAAUCGCCGGCUAGGUUUCUUCUCAAUGAAGCCAUCUUCGAGGGUUAUAGAAACAUGAAGAUUUUGGUGGAUUCUUCCAAUCGCAGACUAAAAAGAACACCUUCCCCAAGUCCUCAUCGUGAUUAUGUAAUGGAGGUGAAAGAGCUUCCCGUCACCGCAGGCGCCGGCGAAGGUCGGACCCAAGCGGUUGAUGGAAUAACCAGGGGCUGCGGUAAGCUCACCGGCUUCCACGCCGGCUACUUCCGCAUCAGCCUCUCGCUCUGCGGGCAGGCGCUGCUGUGGAAGACGCUGAGCGAGCCGGGCGGCGGCGCCUCUGCUCGCUCGGCGGCUCUCCGUCACCUGUCGCGCUCUGUUCCGGGAGCUGUCUACUUGCUCCUCUGGUCGGUCGCGCUGGCGGUGCUGGUGGGCCUGUGCGCGCUCUACGCGCUCCGGUGCGGGCUGCGGCGCCGCCACGUGGCGGCUGAGUUCUCGCACCCCGUGGGCGUCAACUACCUCUUCGCCCCUUGGAUUUCCUGGCUUCUCCUACUGCAGGCGGCGCCGGCGGCGGCCGCUCCCCUGUUCCGCCCGCUGUGGUGGGUCUUCGCGGCGCCGAUCCUGCUGCUGGACGUCAAGAUCUACGGGCAGUGGUUCACCGACGGGAAGCGGUUCCUGUCGCUGAUGGCCAACCCGACGAGCCAGAUGACGGUGGUGGGGAACCUGGUGGGGGCGAUGACAGCGUCGCGGACGGGGUGGGCGGAGGCCGCCACCUGCAUGUUCUCCCUGGGGAUGGUCCACUACCUCGUCCUCUUCGUCACCCUCUACCAGCGCUUCGUCGGCAGCAGCAGCCUCCCGCCGAUGCUCCGGCCGGUUUUCUUCCUCUUCAUCGCCGCGCCGAGCAUGGCCAGCCUGGCUUGGGACUCCAUCGCCGGCAAAUUCGACGUCGGCUCCAAGAUGCUCUUCUACCUCUCCCUCUUCCUCCUGGCUUCCUUGGCGUCGAGGCCGGCGCUGUUCAAGAAGGCGAUGCGGCGGUUCAACGUGGCGUGGUGGGCGUACUCGUUCCCGCUGACGAUGCUGGCGCUGGCGGCGACGGAGUACGCGCAGGCGGUGAAGGGAGGCAUCUCCGACGCGCUCAUGCUCUUCCUCUCCGCGCUCUCCGUCAUCGUCGUCGUCGUGCUCGUUGUUUUCACCGUCGUGAGGACCGGCGACCUCCUCCCCAACGGCGGCGACGAUCCCUUCGCGCCGCUGCCUCCGCUGCUGCGGCUCAGGUCGCCUGAUUCGUCCCCUCGCGAAGUCUCAUGCUGAUAUAUCAAUAAAACUGCGUUGACGGAUUGAUUUGAACGUGAGAGAUUACUGAUAAGCAUGUAAAGAAUUAUGUACUUUCUUACCAUGGGUUAAUCAUCUAGGUAUCCGUAGUUCGAUCCU